This is a messenger RNA of Tachysurus vachellii, 8100 nucleotides long. It is a transcript of the gene polr2a, whose product is annotated as RNA polymerase II subunit A. NCBI's taxonomy places the organism in Eukaryota, Metazoa, Chordata, Actinopteri, Siluriformes, Bagridae. Gene Ontology annotation, molecular function: DNA binding. The coding region runs from base 259 to 6159 and encodes 1966 amino acids. Gene Ontology annotation, biological process: transcription by RNA polymerase II. The record is from RefSeq and is a predicted model, not a curated record. The transcript is spliced from 28 exons. Gene Ontology annotation, cellular component: RNA polymerase II, core complex.
CUUUCAGAUGCGCUUAGAGCGCACCACAGUGUGGAUCAAGGGGAGGAAGGGGGCUAGCGGGAUAUAUAAGCAGUUAGCUUGUGUACAUAAAUAAAUAGGCACAUUGAGUGGUAAGAAACGUGGUUAGUUUGGAAACCGCCAUCGGACACGUUCCGGUCACCUCUCGGUGCCAGGAAGAGGGUCUUGGUGGCGUUUGAGAGGCGUUGUGUGUGAGAAGCGGCGUGCCGAAGGGAGGACGAGUCUGUUUGAAUAGACAGGAUGCACGGACCGCCUUCCAGCGACAGCGCAUGCCCACUGCGCCUCAUCAGGAGGGUUCAGUUCGGCGUCCUCAGCCCUGAUGAGCUUAAACGGAUGUCCGUCACCGAAGGGGGCAUCAAGUACCCCGAGACCACAGAGGGAGGACGCCCCAAACUGGGAGGUCUCAUGGACCCUCGGCAGGGCGUCAUCGAGAGGUCUGGGAGAUGCCAGACGUGUGCAGGUAACAUGACAGAAUGUCCGGGUCACUUCGGUCACAUCGAGCUGGCCAAGCCUGUCUUUCACGUUGGUUUCAUCACAAAGAUCAUGAAAGUCCUCCGCUGUGUGUGUUUCUUUUGCUCCAAGCUGCUGGUCGAUGCGAACAACCCAAAAAUCAAAGACAUCUUGGGCAAGUCGAAAGGUCAGCCGCGCAAGCGCUUGAUGCACGUGUACGACUUGUGCAAAGGUAAAAACAUCUGCGAGGGUGGCGAGGAGAUGGACAACAAGUUCGGAGUGGAGCAGCAGGAGAACGACGAGGACCUCACGAAAGAAAAGGGUCACGGAGGAUGCGGACGCUACCAGCCUCGUAUCCGGCGCUCAGGCCUGGAACUGUAUGCCGAGUGGAAGCACGUGAACGAAGACUCUCAGGAGAAGAAGAUUCUUCUCAGCCCCGAACGUGUGCACGAGAUCUUUAAACGCAUCUCAGACGAGGAAGAUCUCAUCCUGGGGAUGGAUCCCAAGUUUGCUCGGCCCGAGUGGAUGAUCGUCACCGUGUUACCGGUGCCGCCGCUCGCCGUCAGACCGGCUGUGGUCAUGCAGGGAUCAGCCAGGAACCAGGACGAUUUGACUCACAAGUUAGCCGACAUCGUGAAAAUCAACAACCAGCUGCGACGGAACGAGCAGAGCGGAGCCGCGGCGCACGUCAUAGCAGAAGACGUCAAGCUCCUGCAGUUCCACGUAGCCACCAUGGUGGACAACGAGCUGCCUGGUCUGCCUCGAGCCAUGCAGAAAUCCGGUCGUCCGCUCAAAUCCAUCAAACAGCGGCUGAAGGGGAAAGAAGGCAGAGUUCGUGGAAACCUGAUGGGGAAGCGUGUGGACUUCUCUGCCAGAACCGUCAUCACGCCUGACCCCAACUUACAGAUCGACCAGGUGGGCGUGCCUCGCUCCAUCGCCGCUAACAUGACCUUCCCUGAGAUCGUCACGCCCUUUAACAUCGACAGACUCCAGGAACUCGUGAGGAGAGGAAACAGUCAGUAUCCCGGAGCCAAAUACAUCGUCCGUGAUAACGGAGACCGAAUUGACCUCCGGUUCCACCCGAAACCGAGCGACCUUCACCUUCAGAUCGGCUAUAAGGUGGAGAGGCACAUGUGUGACGGUGACAUCAUCAUCUUUAACAGACAGCCCACCUUGCACAAAAUGUCUAUGAUGGGUCACAGAGUUCGAAUCCUGCCUUGGUCUACAUUUCGACUCAACCUCAGCGUAACGACUCCAUACAAUGCCGACUUCGACGGAGACGAGAUGAACCUUCACCUGCCCCAGUCGCUCGAGACCCGUGCCGAGAUCCAGGAGCUGGCGAUGGUGCCACGUAUGAUCGUCACACCCCAGUCCAACAGACCGGUCAUGGGUAUCGUGCAGGACACGCUUACGGCCGUGCGCAAGUUCACCAAGCGAGACGUCUUCUUAGAGAGGGGUGAAGUGAUGAACCUGCUGAUGUUCCUGUCCUCCUGGGACGGCAAAGUGCCUCAGCCUGCGAUCCUGAAGCCACGCCCGCUGUGGACCGGCAAACAGAUCUUCAGCUUGAUCAUUCCAGGUCACAUCAACGUGAUCCGUACACACAGCACGCAUCCGGACGACGAAGACAGCGGCCCGUUUAAACACAUCUCUCCCGGAGACACAAAGGUGAUCGUGGAAAACGGAGAACUAAUCAUGGGAAUCCUGUGUAAGAAGUCCCUCGGUACAUCUGCCGGUUCUCUCGUUCACAUUUCCUACCUGGAGAUGGGUCACGACAUCACUCGGCUUUUCUACUCCAACAUCCAGACUGUCGUCAACAACUGGCUGCUCAUCGAAGGUCACUCUAUCGGUAUCGGUGAUUCUAUCGCUGACGCAAAGACGUAUCUUGACAUUCAGAACACCAUCAAGAAAGCUAAGCAAGACGUGAUAGAGGUCAUCGAGAAAGCUCACAACAACGAACUGGAGCCCACUCCGGGUAACACUCUGAGACAGACCUUCGAAAACCAGGUCAACCGUAUCCUGAACGACGCUCGAGACAAGACCGGAUCUUCUGCCCAGAAGUCGCUGUCCGAGUACAACAACUUCAAAUCCAUGGUGGUGGCUGGAUCCAAGGGCUCCAAAAUUAAUAUCUCACAGGUUAUCGCUGUGGUGGGCCAGCAGAACGUUGAGGGUAAGCGAAUCCCGUUCGGCUUCAAGCACCGGACUCUUCCUCACUUUAUUAAGGACGACUACGGUCCCGAGAGCAGAGGGUUCGUGGAAAACUCGUACCUUGCCGGUCUGACGCCUACGGAGUUCUUCUUCCACGCCAUGGGAGGCAGAGAGGGUUUGAUCGAUACGGCUGUGAAAACGGCCGAGACAGGUUAUAUCCAGCGUCGUCUGAUCAAGUCUAUGGAGUCUGUUAUGGUGAAGUACGACGCCACGGUGAGGAACUCCAUUAAUCAGGUGGUACAGCUGAGAUACGGAGAGGACGGCUUGGCCGGAGAGGCCGUGGAGUUUCAGAACAUGGCUACGCUUAAACCGUCCCACAAAGCUUUCGAGAAGAAGUUCAAGUUCGAGUACACGAACGAGCGAGCACUGCGGCGCACGCUGCAGGAGGACGUGUUGAAGGACGUGAUGACCAACGCGCACGUCCAGAGCGCUCUGGAGAAGGAGUUCGACAAAAUGAAGGAGGACCGAGAGAUCUUGAGAGCUAUUUUUCCCACUGGAGACAGCAAGGUGGUGCUGCCGUGCAAUCUGGCUCGAAUGAUCUGGAACGCACAAAAGAUUUUCCGCAUCAACCCGAGAACUCCGACGGAUCUCAACCCUUUAAGAGUGGUGGAGGGUGUGCAAGAACUGAGUAAGAAGCUGGUGAUCGUGAACGGCGACGAUCCGCUAAGCAAGCAGGCCCAGCAGAACGCCACGCUGCUGUUUAACAUCCAUCUCCGCUCCACCCUCUGCUCCAAACGCAUGACCGAAGAGUUUCGUCUCAGCUCUGAGGCCUUCGAGUGGCUCCUCGGAGAGAUCGAGACCAAGUUCAACCAGUCGAUCGUUCACCCGGGUGAGAUGGUGGGUGCUCUGGCUGCUCAGUCUCUGGGUGAACCUGCCACUCAGAUGACCCUGAACACCUUCCAUUACGCUGGCGUGUCGGCCAAGAACGUCACCCUGGGUGUGCCUCGACUCAAGGAGCUGAUCAACAUCUCCAAACGUCCCAAGACUCCGUCCCUGACAGUGUUCCUGCUGGGCCAGGCGGCCCGCGACGCAGAGCGCGCCAAAGACAUCCUGUGUCGCCUGGAGCACACGACCCUCCGUAAGGUCACGGCCAACACGGCUAUCUACUACGACCCCAACCCUCAGAGCACGGUGGUGUCAGAGGAUCAGGAGUGGGUGAACGUUUACUACGAGAUGCCCGACUUCGACGUGACUCGCAUCUCUCCAUGGCUCCUCCGCAUCGAGCUGGACCGCAAGCACAUGACGGACCGCAAGCUCUCCAUGGAGCAGAUCGCCGAGAAGAUUAACGCAGGUUUUGGUGACGAUCUAAACUGCAUCUUCAAUGACGAUAACGCCGAGAAGCUGGUGCUGCGAAUCCGAAUCAUGAACAGCGACGAGAACAAGUUCCAGGAGGACGAGGAGGUGGUGGAUAAGAUGGACGACGACGUGUUCCUGCGGUGCAUCGAGUCCAACAUGCUAACGGACAUGACCUUACAGGGCAUCGAACAAAUCAGCAAGGUGUACAUGCAUCUUCCUCAAACUGAGAACAAGAAGAAGACCAUAAUCACAGAGGAGGGAGAGUUUAAAGCUCUACAGGAAUGGAUUCUGGAGACGGACGGCGUCAGUCUCAUGAGGGUCCUCAGCGAGAAGGACGUGGACCCAGUCAGGACCACCUCUAACGAUAUCGUGGAGAUCUUCACUGUGCUCGGUAUCGAGGCGGUACGCAAGGCUCUGGAGAGAGAGUUGUACCACGUCAUCUCCUUCGACGGUUCCUACGUGAACUACCGCCACCUCGCCCUCCUGUGCGACACCAUGACCUGCAGAGGUCACCUGAUGGCCAUCACCCGCCACGGCAUCAACAGACAGGACACCGGGCCGCUCAUGAAGUGCUCUUUUGAAGAGACGGUGGACGUCUUGAUGGAGGCGUCGUCCCACGGAGAAUGCGAUCCCAUGAAGGGCGUGUCUGAAAACAUCAUGCUCGGGCAGCUGGCUCCUGCAGGCACCGGCUGCUUCGACCUGCUGCUGGAUGCUGAGAAAUGCAAAUAUGGCAUGGAGAUUCCCACCAACAUCCCUGGUAUCAGCGUGGCUGGACCAACCGGAAUGUUCUUUGGUUCUGCCCCCAGCCCUAUGAGUGGCAUGUCUCCGGCCAUGACGCCCUGGAACACGGGGGCCACCCCGGCUUAUGGGUCAUGGUCUCCCAGCGUGGGAAGUGGAAUGACUCCUGGAGGUGCAGGUUUUUCACCAAGUGCCGCCUCCGACGCCAGCGGUUUCUCUCCAGGUUACUCGCCUGCGUGGUCUCCUACACCCGGCUCCCCUGGAUCUCCUGGUCCAGCCAGUCCUUACAUUCCCUCUCCAGGUGGCGCCAUGUCUCCAAAUUAUUCUCCUACGUCUCCAGCGUAUGAGCCGCGCUCCCCUGGAGGCUACACCCCACAGAGUCCUGGCUAUUCCCCCACGUCCCCGUCGUAUUCUCCCACUUCUCCUUCCUACUCUCCCACCAGCCCUAACUACAGCCCAACGUCUCCAUCUUAUUCCCCAACGUCUCCAUCUUACUCUCCCACAUCUCCAUCUUACUCCCCAACCUCACCAAGCUAUUCACCCACAUCACCCUCUUACUCUCCGACGUCUCCUUCUUAUUCCCCCACUUCUCCGUCGUACUCUCCGACGUCUCCUUCGUACUCUCCGACUUCGCCUUCUUAUUCUCCGACGUCUCCCAGCUAUUCGCCCACCUCCCCCUCGUACUCGCCCACCUCCCCCUCGUACUCUCCGACUUCCCCCUCGUACUCGCCGACCUCUCCUUCGUAUUCCCCGACAUCACCCUCCUAUUCCCCGACGUCUCCCAGUUACAGCCCGACCUCACCCAAUUACACGCCCACUUCACCCAGCUACUCACCCACCUCUCCAUCUUACAGCCCCACCUCACCUUCGUAUUCGCCCACGUCUCCGAAUUACACACCCACAAGCCCCAAUUAUUCUCCAACGUCUCCGUCUUACUCCCCUACCUCUCCAUCUUACUCUCCAUCCAGCCCACGUUACACACCCCAGUCUCCUACGUACACCCCGAGCUCGCCCUCGUACAGCCCGAGCUCCCCGUCUUACUCCCCCACCUCUCCCAAAUACACCCCCACCUCUCCAUCAUACAGCCCCAGCUCUCCGGAAUACACCCCGACGUCACCCAAAUACUCUCCCACUUCGCCAAAGUACUCGCCCACGUCUCCCAAAUACAGCCCCACAUCUCCAACUUAUUCUCCCACUACGCCCAAAUACAGCCCUACUUCUCCGACGUACUCCCCAACGUCUCCUACCUACACCCCGACCAGCCCCAAGUACUCUCCCACUUCUCCUACGUACUCCCCAACGUCUCCAAAAUACUCACCAACUUCACCGACAUACUCUCCUACUAGUCCCAAAGGUUCGACAUACAGCCCCACUUCGCCGGGGUACAGUCCGACGUCUCCCACCUACAGUCCAGCCAUCAGCCCCGAUGACAGCGACGAGGAAAACAACUGAAGCGGUGGACCCCUGGUUUAGACUCGCCCUCACGAUGCUGUCUCUUCCUUCGAGUUCCUUCUUAAAAACUCAGCAUCAGCGUGGGUCACUAUCGUGGGUGGACUUCGCCAUGUUUGAUUUGGACGACAGGAAACUACAAAACUUGGGGUCCUACCUGUAUUUAAAAAAAAAAAAAAAAAAAAAAAGGUUCUGAAAUCUUUUGGACCCUCCUCACGUCACUUCUGCAAAUACGGCUCUGUUUACUAUGAUAUUGUCAUAGACGAGAGAACUGUCGAGAACCGACUGCCUUUCAGCUUCGUUCGGUUGGAUUCUGAAGGGGUUUUAUUUAGAAAUAUAAAUAUAAAACCCACCCCUCGUAAAAUAGACGUCUCUAAUACAGUGUUGAAAGUUACGGAAAGCUGAAAGCUUAAUUUGCCAAAAGCCUUUAUAAAGUAAAUAGUGGAUCAUAUCUACUGCAGAUAGAACUGGAUCUUAAAAAAAAAAAAAAAAAAAAAGUCGACUAAAGUGUGGUGCACAGAAAAUAUUUUACUGAAACAUAUCUAACAUUGUUUUUGUUUUUUUUCUUUUCCCCAUGCUUUGUAAAUAUGCUCCAUGCAAAGAAAGAAUUGAAACUCUAAUUCAUAAAUGUUUUAAUGGCCAGAUUUGAGUUUGAUUAUCUGCUAAAAUGAAUAUUCAUCGGUUAUGAUUCAAACUCGUCUAAUCUAACCAGAUGGACUCGUGCUGGUCAUCUGUGUAGAAGAAAGGGUUGUAGUAGUGGACGGCCAUGUUCGUGGCUUAUCUACCGUCGUCCUAUAUUAUUAUUAUUUUUUUUUUCUUUCUAGUUUCUUCCACCAGCGUCCUGUUCAAUCUUCACAUAACCACAAAGAGUUACAGCCAGCAAUAGCUUCCCUCUGUCUGUAGAGAAAUGUGAAUUUUUCUGGUAACAUAAUUUUUUUUUUUUUCCCUAUUAUUGAUUUUAGAGUGUUAUAGGAGGAGGAAGGUGAGGAAUUUGGUUGUAUUUAUGUCAGUUUUGCUUGGAGCUAGUUUCUUUUUGCGACGUACUUUUACUCAAAUUCUUUACAAUAAAACCUCAUCCGUCCCUGUCAGAGUUUGUAUAAAUCCCCCCCCCCCUUACUUUUUAGUUAAUGUUAUUUAAAAUAAGAUUCCCCGUAAGUUACUGAGGUGGAAUUUAAUCGUUUUUCUGUUUUUUUUGUUUUGUUUUUUUUCUUUCAUAGAGCUGUUUAGAGUUUUUGGGUAUGCGUUUGGAUUUUAACGUUCUCGCAGUUUUUCUGUAAACAGCAGGGGUCGCUGUAGUCAAUUUUGAACAGUGUUUUGUUCUUUUGCGGAAAGCUGGGUGCAGAAACCCAUUUAAAAACGACUUUACUAGCUGAUUCGCAAGCAGUUGUGCUGUUCAUCUCAAACACCCUCCUCCUACCCAGUAAUCAGUGUUUUGGUUUUUUUUUUUUUUUGUUUUGGUUUUUUUUUUUUAUAUAAAGUAUUUUCUCCCCCUUAAAAGGGUUGAAAAUAAAUACUGUACCAUACUGGAAACCUAUAUGCAGAAUGUUGUGUAUAAACAGGUGGAACCAGGGUUCAAUCCUGACAUGAGCGACGUUUGUCUUGCUCUUUAAAUGUCAGCCAUGGUGGCUUUGUGCGAGCGUUUGCUGUAUAAAGCCUUGGAGCAGGUUCGUCAGCUCGUCAGACUCUCUGCCCUAGAUUGCCUUCAACGAUGUUUUCUUAAAUUUCCAGUCACCUGUGUACCCAGGAUCCUAGUAGAAGUGAAUGGAUGAGUGAGAGAGUGUGUGUGUGUGUGUUAUGACAGGGUUUCCUUCAGUUGAACUGGGUUUCAAAAGGGGUAAUAAAGUAAGAUUUAAACUUAAAUUGCCACUGUAUAGAAGAGGACUUGUCUAAUUCUCUGUAUCUUUGUUUUUGACUUGAUAAAACAAUAAAAUGUUUGCCUAUAAA